AUGGCCUCUGAAUCAUCGAAGCUGCCAUCCGCUCCGAAGAGACGGGCGAGACUCCAAAAGUCGUGCACCGAGUGUCAGAGGCGGAAGCAGAAGUGCAUAACCCGACAGCCUGGCGCGCAGUGCGUCAACUGCUCGAGGCGGUUCCCGCCCGUGGAGUGUACCAUUGUCCAACUCGGACCAUGUAUCCCGAAGCCGGUGUACGAAACACAAGUCCUCAACUUUGAGCUGUCCACGCUUCCCUCGAGAUCGGGGAAGCAGACAGAGGUGACUUUCCACGGUCUCUGCGCCACCUCGUUACUCGGCAUCGCGUCCCUGGACUUACCCGGUAGACUGCCCGUCCGAAAUCGCUACAGGGGAGAGCCCAAGUCGAGAUGCUUCGCGAGCCAUCAUGAUCACGCACGCCUCGGGGGAGACUGCUGCGAGGACAAUCGAGAAGAGGAGAGGGCCGUGUCGAAGGGCAAGACUCGCGCCAACCUCUUUCUCGAUGGAGACGGUGACCCCCUGGCCUUCUUCCACAAUAGUAUCGCAUCCAUCGGCGGUAUCCUCACUGAAGUUACGACCCUUCACGGCAUGCCGCUCCACGAAGGGCCUAGAACGACGGAGCUUUUACAUUUUUACGUCCAAUUCGUCGCGCCCAAUAUGGUGUCGAUUGAUGGCCAGAGCCAGCCGCCCGUGUUCCUCACGGAGGUCUUACCGUGGAUGCUGCAAUCCCCUCUGUUUCCCAACAUUGGCAUUCUCAUGUCCUCGAUGACUCAGUCACUCGAGCGAGGGGUGGAAGUCGCAAAGAGUCCCGAGUCGCUCGCCCUCAAGUCCUGGGUGCUGUCAAUGAUUGCGGACUACAUGCGGCGACCAUUUGAUGCGAUCGCGACUGAGAUGGUCCGGUGCAUUGUGAAUCUGGUCGUUAUGGAGUGGUUUUGGGGUGCCGAUGAGAGCAUGUUCGCUCACAUGAGAGGCAUCAAGCGCAUGAUUAAACUUCGCAAAGGCAUGCGAGGGCUGGGAGACAUUGUAGGAGAAUCCAUCCUAAUUCUAACCGAUUAUGAGAUUGCCUGUGCCUUUGAGACGGAUCUCUACUGGUUAGAAAACGACCCAGCUCGGGACGAGGAAAUCCCCAUCCCGACGACGUGGCCAUACUGCUACGACAGCCCCUUGCUGGCGUCCGCACCGCGGUUCGAGAGCAUCGCAGAGAAGCUCGGCAUCUGCGCCGCGACGGCCAAGAUCCUGGACGACGUGCGGUUCCUCACGGAGUCCGUCACAUCGGCAUCGGCGUCGGGGGCGAGCAAAUCAAAGAUUCGAUCAACCGCAUCGUGGCUGUACGACAAGCUGCGGGAGAAAGGCACAGCAGCAGCAACGGGACCCACACAAGUCGCCUCCAGCUCCUCCGAAAAAGAACGGAUCCUCGAGACCGUCAGGAUCGCCGCCGUGAUUUACAGCUGGUCCAUUAAGUCUCUGCGACAGAUUUCGCUGUUCGACGACGCCGAGAUGCUCCGGGCGGCGUAUGCCAGUUUGACGAGCGUGAGCAUGACUACAUGGAAAGGGAUCCCGGGGGUGUUCUUGUGGGUGAUGCUGGUGGCGGCCCCGAACGCGGCGGCCGAUGCCAAGGGGCGGUUCGUCAGGAGGAAGAUGGCCGUGACGGGGCUGUCGAUCGGGUUCGAGGACUUUGCGCUGGGGAUAUCGUACCUCAAGGCGUUUUGGGGCGUGCAGCGGUGGAUCGCCAGGGAAGGGGGCGGCGAGGGCGAGGGCGAGGGCGAUGGCGUGGGAGAGGGCGCCGGGGUGCGGAGGCACGAGAGGCUGGAGGAUAAGUGGUCUUUUGGGUCUUGGCCGGGAGUGUCGGUAUAG
This is a messenger RNA of Colletotrichum phormii, 1836 nucleotides long. RefSeq lists its product as uncharacterized. Gene Ontology annotation, biological process: regulation of DNA-templated transcription. Lineage: Eukaryota; Fungi; Ascomycota; Sordariomycetes; Glomerellales; Glomerellaceae. Gene Ontology annotation, molecular function: zinc ion binding; DNA-binding transcription factor activity, RNA polymerase II-specific. The record is from RefSeq and is a predicted model, not a curated record. Bases 1 to 1836 code for a protein of 611 amino acids. The transcript is spliced from 5 exons.